Messenger RNA from Setaria italica (foxtail millet), 2223 nucleotides. RefSeq names its product heavy metal-associated isoprenylated plant protein 33-like. The transcript has 3 exons. Lineage: Eukaryota; Viridiplantae; Streptophyta; Magnoliopsida; Poales; Poaceae. The coding region runs from base 262 to 1848 and encodes 528 amino acids. Gene Ontology annotation, molecular function: metal ion binding. The record is from RefSeq and is a predicted model, not a curated record.
UUCGUCUCUCUCUAGAUUUAUUCCUUGUGUGAGUCUGUGAGAGUGUGAAGUCACAGUAUUUUACUGCUGCCAUUUAAGUCCUGUCUCUCCAACGAGAAGGCAUCCCCUCUCUCUCUCUCUCUCUCUCUCUGACUGAGAGAUGAGAAGUGUUUCCCGGUUGCUGUUGCGUUCUUGCUCUUCUCUCCCUUAUAUGAGUGCUCUCGUAUACCAGAUCUGAAGCCUCUUGUGCGAUUGGAGGCUGCAGCAUUUGAGGUGGUCAGGAUGAGCAAGGAGGACGUCCUCAAGGUGCAGACCUGUGUGCUGAAAGUUAACAUCCACUGCGAUGGGUGCGAGAAGAAGGUCAAGAAGAUCCUGCAGAAGAUUGAUGGUGUCUACCAGAGCAGUGUAGAUGCAGAGCAGGGGAAGGUGACGGUGUCCGGCCUGAUGGAUCCGGCGACCGUCAUCAAGAAGCUGAACAGGGCGGGCAAGCCCGCCAACCUCUGGGGCGCCAAGCCUGGUGUGGUAAGCCAGGUCCAAAAGCUCCAGCUCGGCGGCGCCGGCGCCGGCGGCAAGGGCCAGCAACCGAAGGAUGCUGGCGGCAAGGGGCAGCCCAAGGAUGCCGGUGGCAAGGGCCAGCCCAAGGAUGCUGGUGGCAAGGGCCAGCCCAAGGGUGGAGCCGGUGCCGGAAACGCCGGCGGUGGUGGCGGCGGUGGCGCGAAAGACGCAAAGCCGCUGGCGAUGCCACAGCCGACUCCGCAGCAGCUUCAGCAACUGCAGCAGCUGCAACAGCAGAUGCAGAUGAAGGGGAUGAAGCUUCCUCCCCAGCUCAUGGCCAUGGGCGGCAAGAUGCCGUUCCCGGCGGCCGCGCCGCCGGCGAAGGACCCCAAGGCCGUCAAGUUCAACGUUCCCGUGGACGAAGAGUUCGGUGACGACGGCAGCGAGUUCGAUGAUGAGUUCGAUGACUACUUCGACGACGACGAUUUCGAGGACGACGACUUGUACGACGACCCCAAGAUGAUGGCAAAGCCCAUGCCAAUGCCGAUGGGCGCCGGCGGGGGCGACAAGAAGAGUGCCAACGGCGGCGGAAAUGGCGGCAAGAAGGGUGGCGGCGGGAACGAGAUCCCGGUGCAGAUCAAGGGGAACGCCAACAACGGCGGCAAGAAGGACUCUGGCGCGAAGCAGAACGCCGGUGGCGGAGGCGGCAACGGCAAGAACGGUGGCGGCGCGCAGCCGCCGCAGAACGGCAAGGGCGGCGCCCCGGGCGGUGGCAACCAAUCUGGCCAGGCCAAGAAGGGCGGCGGCGCCGGUGGACCGCCCGCCGGCGCCGGCGGCCCGAUGAUGGGCGGCAUACCGCCGCAGCACCAGCCGGGCAUGAUGAUGAGGCCGCCGAACAUGAUGGGCGGCGCCGGUUUCCCCGGUAUGGGCCAGAUGGGCGGCGGGCCCUUGGGCGGCAUGCCGAUGGGCCACCCCCACAUGGGUGGCAAUGGCAUGCAGCCGGGAGGCGGCGGCGCCGCCCUGCACGGCAUGCCGGCCGGCGGCGGCAUGAUGCGUGGGGCUGGGUUCUACCCCGGCGGCGGCAUGCCGUCCGGGCCGGAGAUGAUGCAGGCAGCCGGGAACCCCAUGGCGCAGCAGGCGUACAUGUCAAUGAUGCCGCAGCAACAACAGCCGCAGAUGAUGGUGAAUGGCCAUGGCCCUCACGGCCACCACGGCCACCAUGCCCAUGGCGGCGCCGGCUACCCGCCGAUGGGGUACGGCUACGGGUACGGCCGCCCGGCGAUGCCGUACCCGCCGCCGAUGUACUACCCUGCGCCGCACCCCCAUGACAACAUGUUCAGCGACGAGAACCCCAACAGCUGCUCGGUGAUGUGAGCCGCCGACUGACAAGCUUUCUCCUGCUGAUGCUUCGGAAAAAGUAACCAACAGGAAGGAGGGGAGCUCAGGUCACAGGUGGUCGAAAUAACAACCUGGACUGGAUCAGUCAGUCAGGAUACAUGAGAAACUAGUACCAGCUAGCUAGAAUCGCCCCCCUUUUGUUUUUCCCGUUUCUUUUUUUUUCUAGCUUAUUUUCACCUUUUUCUUCCUUUGAACAAAAAAAGUAACUUCUUGAUGUCACACCCGGUUUUAAAACAAAACCAAGUGCUAUUUAUAUGUAUGCUAAGAUCAAGUUUUAUACAUAUAGUGACAUCAUCAAUGAAUAAUAGUAACGAUAUCACGUAAAGGAAUAUAAAUAAAGAUUUACGAGCC